GCCUUUUUUCCUCCCGUCUUUUCCUGUCGCCCGAGGCGUAUUGUUGCCACGUCCGUGAGUGAAGUCCCAGGUAUUCUAGUGAAACUUCAGAGACUGUGUGUCUUUCGCAUCCUUGAAGAAUUAACGCGGUUACACCAUCUUUAUUUCUAAGAGAGAAAGUAUUUUAUGCGUAUUCCAUAUGUUGCGUUUGGAUAGCAUUUAAGUGCAGGAGUAAAGUCACCAUCUUCGCACCUGCUUCAGCACCAGUGCUACCACAGUUGUACAGCUGAGGCUCAGGCAUUGUUAUUGUUAUUUUUCAUGCAAACUGGAAACAAAAGGUUCGAUGGAGGCUGGGGCGGAAUGGGCCAAGGACACCCCAAGGCGACCAUCUGAGGAUGACAUGAUGGGGGGGGACCUUGGGGACGGCCUGGGCAAGAAGCCGGGAGCACUGUAUGCCAGAAAAGAGGACAGGCUAGAUUCGCUGGACCUGGAGGCUCCGCGGGUGGCAUCGAAUGGGCCUGGUGACAGCGGUACUGUGGCCUUCACCUGGACAUCCUGUGCUGCACUGCAGCAGGAAGGGGACGCUGAGCGGCCCUGCUCUCACUGGAGACUUACUGGAUCACUUUGUGAUCUUUCCAAUGAGGAGCUGAAGACCCGACUCCAGGAAGCUACAGAGAAGACAGAAAUUUUGCGUUGUGAAUUGGAGGCCACUCAGCGUCACCUGGAGGGCAAACAUGAAGCCCUCAAGAUACUACAGAGCCGGGCUGUGUUUGAUAAAGCUACCACGCAUACCAAGACUUUACUACAGAAAAGUGAGGAGAGAAACAAGGCCUUGGAGAAGGAAGUGAAUGAUUUACAGUGGGAAAUCACCUUCAACCAGGGACGAUUUAAGAAUAUUGAGCAGUCCUGGAAAGACAAGUAUGAAAGGAUGUGCAUUGAAAAUAAGACUCUGAGUGACACGGUAGAAGAGACUGCAAAGAUGGUGCAGGAGCUGAGAUCAGAGAAUACCUUCCUGAGCCAGCGGUGCCUAGAGCUUAUGUCUUUGUUAAGUGUGGAACAGCAGAGAGCUUUCAAGGGGUCACUUCCUGUUUGCAGCGGCUUGGGGAGAGAUGGGACAGCACUGGAACUGGCCGUUCUUGGGGCCUGCUGCUGCAGUGGCAGCGAGAGGAAUCCCUGUCCCUGUGCCAGGACUGCAGCUACCAGCCGCAAGCAGGUGCUUCAGCUCACACAGGAGGUGGAGAUGCAGAGGAGGAGGAAGGAGGAGGCCUACGUGAUGGCAGACGCAUUUCGUAUUGCGUUUGAGCAGCAGCUGAAGAGGAGGAGCGACCAGGUCCUCCAUCUGGCUGAGAAAGGCAGCCACCUUCGCAGGAAUGUUCUUGGCCAUAGGGGAGAAAUACCAGGAUCUGUGAAGGUGGCACAGAAACUAAGAGGGAUGCUGCAGACCACAGCCGAGGGACAGACGUCCAAUGACCCCCCUGACACUCUGCACCACCUAAUUGACCUGCUGAAUGACAAGGAGGAGGCCCUGGCGCACCAAAGGAAGGUCAGUUAUAUGCUUGCUCAAAACACGGCGGAACUGGAGCAGCGGCUGCUGCAGCUAAAAGGGCUGGACUCUGGGAUGGCUGAUCUGAUGGCAGGGCUCGAGGCGGGCAACACUGAUGGGCAACUGGGCAAACACCUCUCUGUUCCUCAUAAUCCAGGGGACAAUGCGGACACUCAGAAACAUAGGCAAAUAAAAGGGAAGCUCACAAUGGAACCAGCAUAAAAGAAGGAUUAUAUCAAUAUUAUAAUGACUCGUAUUUUGAAAGUGGCUGAGAUUUUUUUUAAUUCAACUAAAAGGAACUGACCGUGACCUUUGGAUGUGCACCAUGUCAGUUUUUGGUAUUAAUGUGCAGCUUGUAAUGUUUUUAACAUUGCAGUUUAGAUAACUUAUUUUAAUGAAAUUUUUAUUUGUACAUUGUUUGUUGUGAAAUAUUCUGCAUAUAGUGCAGAAUUUUUAUGCAUAAAAUGAUAAAACCAUGGAACUUUGAAGUUAUCAAUGGAAAAAAGUGAUUUUUACUUAAUAUAUUAAAUUAAGCAAUUGUCACAUCACAA
Molecule: messenger RNA, 2073 nt
Organism: Brienomyrus brachyistius
Lineage: Eukaryota; Metazoa; Chordata; Actinopteri; Osteoglossiformes; Mormyridae
Product: coiled-coil domain-containing protein 125-like
Exons: 12
Coding region: 323-1744 (473 amino acids)
Biological process (GO): negative regulation of cell motility; negative regulation of Rho protein signal transduction
Cellular component (GO): cytoplasm
Source: RefSeq, a predicted model, not a curated record